This is a messenger RNA of Schistocerca nitens (vagrant locust), 447 nucleotides long. RefSeq lists its product as uncharacterized. NCBI's taxonomy places the organism in Eukaryota, Metazoa, Arthropoda, Insecta, Orthoptera, Acrididae. The record is from RefSeq and is a predicted model, not a curated record. The transcript has a single exon. Bases 1 to 447 code for a protein of 148 amino acids.
AUGAUGGAUGCAAAAUCAUUGUCUUUACCCAUUGAACCAGGAUGGACACCAGGUGAGUCACCUCCUUUUAAUAAUACUGGACUGUAUCGAGAAAUGGUUGGAAGUUUGAUGCAUUUAACACAAGGCACAAGACCAGAUUUAUCAUAUGCUGUUAAUGUUGCCUCAAGAGUUCAAGACUCACCAACUCAGGAGCACUUUGCAUUACUCAAACGAAUAUUUAGUUAUCUUAAAUCAACAAUUACAGAUGGCAUUAAGUUUACGAAGCCUAUAGCAAGGCUGACCAUGGUGGGGACAGAGGCACUAGACGUUCAACAAGUGGCAUCCUGCUCAAGUUCCAUGGUGGGUCAGUUGUGUGGAAAAGUAAAUUACAGCAAUGUGUUGCUCUUUCUUCAAUGGAGGCAGAAUAUGGGGCUGCAAGUGAAGCUUGUAAAUCACUUGUAUGAUUAG